This is a messenger RNA of Fulvia fulva, 408 nucleotides long. RefSeq lists its product as uncharacterized. The record is from RefSeq and is a predicted model, not a curated record. Gene Ontology annotation, molecular function: metalloendopeptidase activity. Lineage: Eukaryota; Fungi; Ascomycota; Dothideomycetes; Mycosphaerellales; Mycosphaerellaceae. The coding region runs from base 1 to 408 and encodes 135 amino acids. Gene Ontology annotation, biological process: peptide metabolic process; proteolysis. The transcript has a single exon.
AUGAACCGCGUACCUCACAAUAUCCCUCUUCAUCGCGAACUCAUCCUUCUCCGAGACGACACAGCGCGACUACUUGGCUGGGCUAACCACUUUGAAUUCAAGACGUCGCAGAAGAUGGUGCAGACCCCUGCCGCUGUGCUGCGGUUGUUAUCGGAGGUGCGCGCCGCUCUCAGGCCAGUCGCUGAACGCUCUGCUCAUGAGUUGCUGCUCUUGAAAGUGGAAGAGUCCGCUGCGCACGGCGCACAUAUGAAUAGCGACAAGCUGUUCUUCUGGGACAAAGCCUAUUUCGAGAAAAAUGAUGAUAUAAAGAGAAGUGGUAACAACCAAGGACCUCCCCUAUCAGAGUAUUUCGAGCUCAACGACCUUGACGAAAAUGUUCGAAAUAUACGUGCAAAUCUUCGGUUUUAA